Molecule: messenger RNA, 718 nt
Organism: Exserohilum turcica Et28A
Lineage: Eukaryota; Fungi; Ascomycota; Dothideomycetes; Pleosporales; Pleosporaceae
Exons: 2
Coding region: 79-531 (150 amino acids)
Source: RefSeq, a predicted model, not a curated record
UGUUGCCAUUUCUAUAGGGAGAGGUUGCUUUUGGCGUCAUUUUGUUACUUGGCUUUGGGAGUGUGCACAGUCUUUGCCAUGGCAACUGACAACAAACCACGGGCCUUUAACCCACCUUCGGUGCCAGAGCCACCGCCAACCUACUCUCAAGUCUGCGUCACGCCUAUACUCCCUUCAUCGGUGCUCAUAACCCUAGCCGGUCAAACAGGUCUUCAGAAAAAUGGCACGGUUCCUACUGGUAUCAAGGAGCAAGCAAGAGCGGCCUAUGAAACCAUCCACAAGUGUUUAGAAGCUGCCGGUGCAACACCGCGCGACAUUAUACACGUCCGCCAUUACAUUGUCAAGGAGACGGGUGAUCAGGAGCAGGACGCAAAAGACGUCGUGGAUAGGGGUUGGGGCGAACUAUGGAUCGAUUUUAUGAAUCGAAAUGCUGAUGGCCAUCUUCCUCCGGAUACAGUUGUCGGAGUUGCUAGUCUGGCGAAGAAAGCGCUGUUGUAUGAGUGUGAAGUGACGGCCGUGCUCAACCGAUAAGAGUAUUUUCCUUCUGGGAAAUGGGAUUUUGAUGAGAUUUGCAGAAAUCUAUUUGGUCUGAUUUAUGUCACGACCAAACAGUCUUGUAGAAGAGGUCGGAUUAGGCUCUACUUUCCAUGUGAGCUUACCGGUACAAGUUUCCCAUAGACUUGGUGUAUCUACUACCACACUAAACAUAUGACAGUCG